Torulaspora delbrueckii is the source of this 1089-nucleotide messenger RNA. It is a transcript of the gene TIP41, whose product is annotated as Tip41p. Gene Ontology annotation, cellular component: cytosol. Gene Ontology annotation, biological process: TOR signaling. The transcript has a single exon. The coding region runs from base 1 to 1089 and encodes 362 amino acids. NCBI's taxonomy places the organism in Eukaryota, Fungi, Ascomycota, Saccharomycetes, Saccharomycetales, Saccharomycetaceae. The record is from RefSeq and is a predicted model, not a curated record.
AUGGCUGAUAGAAGACCCUUAAGAGGCCCUGGAAUUAAUACAUUCCAAAUAGAUGCUGCUAGGAAAGUCCAUGCAAGAACGGUACAAGCCAGAAUCCCUCAGGCUGCAGCUAGUGCUGCAUCUGAAAGGUUCAUAUCACCUUCACCGCCAACUACAAGUGCAGUGAGAAGACUAGUUCCAAGACAUGUUUGUAAUAGUCCCAAUAAUCCACCAUGUGCUAGUUGUGGUACCAUGAUUGUUCCAUCUCCAGCUGCUACUUUGCCCUUGCAGGAUUGUCCAUCGAUGACUAUUAACAAUUGGACAAUAUCGACAAGAAAGAAACCUAUAUUAAAUUCACAGGAGUUGGAAGAUUGGGAAAAUAAUAAGUUAAAGGGGUUGACGUUGCCGGAAAUGAUCUUUGGUAAUAGUUAUGUGCGAAUUGAAAAUACUUUACACGGCUGGACUUUAGAAUUCAACGCACUUGAUGCUCUUAAGCAGGUGAAAUUAGCCGAUUGCGGUAUAAGAGUUUCAUAUUCUAAGAAAUGGAUGGAUUCCAAGCAACAAAAGCAAGCACAACGAUCUUCCUCACCUACAGAAUUUGAAGUCGAUGAUUCUUCGUUAAAAAUCGCACACCAUUAUGAUUGGACCUAUACAACGAGAUAUAGGGGAACAGAGGAGAGUAAGGAUCAACGUUACAAAUUCACAAGAGAUGAUACACAGCAGUUACCAUUAGAUAAACUGUCUCGGCCAGAUCACAUUUUAUUCUAUGAUGAUAUGAUCUUGUUCGAAGAUGAACUUGCAGAUAAUGGUAUCUCGAUAUUAAAUGUGAAAAUACGUGUGAUGGACGAGCGCUUACUGCUUCUGAAUCGUUUCUUUCUGAGAGUUGACGAUGUGCUGCUACGAGUAAUAGACACUAGAGUCUGCGUCGAAUUUGAUGAAAAUAAAGUAAUGAGAGAGUACAAAGAGAUGGAGGGAGACUACAAGAGUCUGCUUGCGAACCAUCGAAUAUCGCAUUCACAUGAUCCAAAGGCUGCUUUAAGAGAUAGCAAUUGGGUUGCACAACACGCUCCGGUGGUCUCGAGGGAAUAUGAAACGCUGAACUUUGAUUAA